Fimicolochytrium jonesii is the source of this 963-nucleotide messenger RNA. RefSeq lists its product as uncharacterized. The record is from RefSeq and is a predicted model, not a curated record. The coding region runs from base 1 to 963 and encodes 320 amino acids. Gene Ontology annotation, molecular function: zinc ion binding; nucleic acid binding. The transcript has a single exon. NCBI's taxonomy places the organism in Eukaryota, Fungi, Chytridiomycota, Chytridiomycetes, Spizellomycetales, Powellomycetaceae.
AUGCCCACGCCCAUCGCUCCUUGCAGGCUGUGCGGCAUCACCGGGCACUGGACCAGAGCCUGUCCUGAACUCGAAGCUGCGAAAACAUACUUGAGAAGCGGAACACCAACGAAGAAAAAAGAAGCCGAAGCGAACCUCGUCCUCGGUACCCCCCGCAACGAAGACCAUAGUAUCGCGCUCAACCCGCGCACCUUCAAAGCCGAUGCCGAACGACACUGCGAAACGAAGAUCAAAGAACCUCGCUGCGAUAACGGAGGAAACGGAAUCGCCGAAAGGUUGAACCGCACGAUAGCAAAUCAAAGCUCGCACCACCAUACAGCACACCGGGAACGUACCCAACCUCCGCAACGAAAUAGCGUUCACGGACUACCUGCGUCAGCGCACACCGAGUGCUGCUACGAACGAAGCGCCGUACCGAGAAUGGCUGCGCAGCGCACACCGAGUGCCGCUCCGAACGAGACGCCUUACCAACGAAAAUGCAUGGAGGAGAAGCCGAUAUCUCGAAUCAACUGUGGUGCGAAGCCUACCUACAAAUCCCGUCAUGUUACCUUCAACGAAACGAUCGAAAUCUUCGAAUCCCGCGAUAUGACCUUCAACGCAGCGCAUUAUCGAAGCGCAAUUACUACCGACGUAGACGUUGAACAUAUCGAAAAGAAAAUCCUGCUUUCGCGCGGCGCUCAAGGCGACCUGCUCGGCGAUGGGGUUUUGGGGGAGAACGAGGAAGAAAGAGCGCACGUUCGAAGCGCAACUACCGAUGACAAGGACGGCGAAAUCGUACUACCGGCUAUCAACGCAGACACGUCCGAGAUCCUCAACGCAGCGCAAGUUCGAGGCGCACCUACCUACCGGCUAUCCAACGAAGAAACGAUCGAAAUCUUCUCAUCUCGCGAUGCGGCUAUCAACGAAGCGCACGCUAGAAGCGCAGAGAAGAACCACGAACGAAGCUCGGCACCUACCGGCUAG